Messenger RNA from Nanorana parkeri, 1897 nucleotides. It is a transcript of the gene PSAP, whose product is annotated as prosaposin. The coding region runs from base 34 to 1704 and encodes 556 amino acids. The transcript is spliced from 14 exons. The record is from RefSeq and is a predicted model, not a curated record. Gene Ontology annotation, biological process: sphingolipid metabolic process. NCBI's taxonomy places the organism in Eukaryota, Metazoa, Chordata, Amphibia, Anura, Dicroglossidae. Gene Ontology annotation, cellular component: lysosome.
GUCAGCUGACUGGAGGCGUAUCUGGGCGUGGCGAUGCCUGCGAAGGGGAUCUCCGUGAAUUCAGCUGACUGGGGCGUGUGUGGGCGUGGCCAGCGCUGUUAUCAGGACGCUCCGGGGUUGAGCGGCUAUUGUGGUGAUUGGCGUCUUGCAGGAGUCACUAUGAAGGUGGUAGUGGCGUUGUUUUGUGCCCUCGCAGCUGUAACAGCAACUCCCUUGUUCGGCACUGAGCAGUGUGCCAAUGGCCCAGGCGUGUGGUGUGUGAAUAUCCGAACUGCUAAACAGUGCAGUGCCGUUACUCACUGCCAGCAAACAGUAUGGAACAAGCCAGUAAUUAAUUCUGCACCCUGUGACAUUUGCAAGGAAGUGAUUACUGUAGUGGGAAACUUCUUAAAAGAUAAUCUUACCCAGAGUGAAAUCCUAGGUCUCCUAAAUAAAGGCUGUGAUAUUCUUCAUGAUCCUUCAAUGGUUUCAGAGUGCAAGCAGCUGGUCUCUGACUACUACCCACUGGUCAUCAACAUAAUUGAACAAGAACUUAGCAACCCAAGUGUGGCUUGUUGUGCUCUUGGACUAUGCAAAUCUUUGCAGCAGUACUUGGCAAACCUGAAACCCGUUCAGCUUGCAACUAAUGAGAUUCCUGGCGUGGAUUUAUCGAAGCUGGUGUCCCCUUUCAUGGCCAAUAUCCCUCUUCUUUAUCCCAAAGCAGAGGAUGGCGCUAAAGCCGAGAACAAGGAUAUCUGCCAGGACUGUCUUCAACUCGUAGGUGACAUUCAAGACUCUCUCAAAACCAACUCUUCUUUUGCCAAAAUGUUAAUUGAGAAUUAUUUGAAGGAAUGUGAUGAGCUUGGCGGUGGACUUUCUGAAAUGUGCAAGACCUACAUUAAUCAGUAUGGAGAACUGGCUCUGCAAAUGAUGAUCCAAAUGCCAGCAAAGGACCUAUGUUGUGCCGCCGGUCUGUGUUCACAAAAAGCUUCCCCUCUACAGGACCUGAUCCCUGCCAAAGUAAUUGUUCCAGCAAUGAAACUGCAGCCAGCCAUAAAAAUGGAACCUAAAACCCCUGAGGACCAUCUUCCCAUCUGUGAAUUAUGUGAAAUGGUGGUGGAGAAUGUAGAGAAGUUCUUGGAUGAUAACCGGACACGGGUGAACAUUAAGUCGGCUCUGGAAAAAGUCUGUGGUAUUUUGCCCUCCCAAUAUCGCAGUAAAUGUAAAGACUUUGUUGACACGUAUAGUGAUUUGAUCAUCACAUUGAUGGAAGAGGAAGGAAAUCCAAAAUUAAUUUGCAUGCUCAUGGGGUGUUGCAGUGCCAGAGCACCACAAAUUGUGAAACUCGAUUCUGCAAAAAUGAAGUCUGGAAACUGUGGAAUGUGCAAGAUGAUUAUGGCGUAUUUAGACAAAGUACUGGGACAAAAUGCUACUCAGCAGAAAAUUGAGGAAACGUUAGAGAAGAUCUGCAACUUCUUACCGCCAUCGGUAUAUGAUGAGUGCUACGCUGUGAUUGGUGCUUAUGGGCCAAUGAUCAUGGAUCUGCUGGUUAAAGAAAUGGACCCAGGCUUGGUUUGUGUGGAAAUUGGUCUGUGCCCAGGUGUCAAAAAACCCCUUUUAGGAACUGAGAAAUGUAUGUGGGGUCCAAGCUACUGGUGCAAAGACUUGGAAACUGCAGGAAGUUGUAAUGCUAUUGAGCACUGCAAACAUCAUGUUUGGAACUAGAGAAGACUUAUUCUUGGAAGUGUGAUGGACUGCACAGAAUGGACCCCCACUUAAGAUCGCACUAUUCAAACCUGGAGAGAAUAUUUUUCUGUAUGGAUAGGUUGUACAUAUUUUUGUUCUGUAGAGAAAUGUUCUGCACAAAAAUUAGAGGAUUCAUUUUUUUUCCCCCUAGCUUUUCUUAAACUUUAUUUUG